Closterium sp. Naga37s-1 is the source of this 4020-nucleotide messenger RNA. The record is from the annotation of a GenBank genome assembly. Lineage: Eukaryota; Viridiplantae; Streptophyta; Zygnematophyceae; Desmidiales; Closteriaceae.
AUGCAGCCGUCCCCCACCACCCUGCACGAGGUGUUUCAGAACAUCCUCGACUACAUUGACCGCCUCCUCGGCCUGACGCUUUCCCUCCCAUCUCCUUCCUUCCAUCCGUUUUCUUCCCUACAACUAUCUCUCCUGCAGCCGUCCCCCACCACCCUGCACGAGCCGUCCCCCACCACCCUGCACGAGGUGUUUCAGAACAUCUUUGACUACAUUGACCGCCUCUUCGCCAUGAUCCGCCCUCGCAAAGUGCUCUUCAUGGGCAUUGACGGUGUGGCUCCGCGAGCCAAGAUGAACCAGCAGCGCUCCAGACGAUUCCGAGCAGCCAAGGACGCAGCAGACGCUGCAGCGGAGGAGGAGCGGCUGAGGAAGGAGUUUGAGCUGGAGGGGCGCAUGGUGCCACCCAAGGAGAAGUCGGAGACGGUCGACUCCAACGUCAUCACACCCGGCACGCCCUUCAUGCAGCAGCUGUCCGUCGCGCUGCAGUACUACAUCCACCUUAGGAUCAAUCAGGACCCCGCCUGGAAGAAUGUCAAGGUGAUUCUAUCAGACGCCAACGUGCCAGGCGAGGGAGAGCACAAGAUCAUGAACUACAUUCGCCUGCAGCGGAACCUUCCAGGCUUCGACCCCAACACACGUCACUGCAUCUACGGACUGGACGCGGAUCUGAUCAUGCUCGCCCUGGCAACACACGAAGUGCAUUUCACCAUUCUCAGAGAGGUUGUGUUUCAGCCCGGGCAGGUGGACAAAUGUUUUCUGUGCGGGCAGACGGGGCACCUGGCGGCGGAGUGUGAGGGCAAGCCGAAGCGCAAGAGGGGCGAGAACGACGAGAAGGACGGGGGUGCACCCAAGAAGCCGUUUCAGUUGCUGCAGUGCUGGGUGCUGCGCGAGUACCUGGAGCUGGAGUUUCGUGUACCAGGGGUGGAAAUGGACCUAGAGAGGGUGCUGGACGACUUUGUCUUCAUGUGCUUCUUCGUGGGGAAUGACUUCCUGCCGCACAUGCCCACUCUCGAGAUUAGAGAGGGUGCCAUCAACCUGCUGGUCUCCAUCUACCGCCGCGAGUUCGCCAACCUGGGGGGCUACCUCACAGAGAACGGCGAGGUGGAUCUGCGGCGAGUGGAGCAUUUCAUCCAGGCCGUGGCGGUGCACGAGCAGUCCAUCUUCAUGAAGCGCGCUCGCAUUCACCAGAGGCAGAAGGAUAGGAGGGUGAGAGACAGGCAGCAGAAGGAGCGCAAUCAGUACCGCAAGGGAGACGAGGCGGCCCCCAACGUGCCCUCCUCCGCCCUGCAGCCACUGCCAGCCUCGCAGCAGCCAACGCACCACGGAGGACUGUACAGCCGCAGCGACAUGAACAGUGCCUCCCGCAACUCCUUCGCGCUGCUCGCCACACCCCUCGCGAACCCCUCUUCUACCACCAAUGGAUCGUCUGGGGGGAGCAACCAGGCGGCUGCUGCUGCGCUGCGCGCCAAGCUGGCAGGCCACGCCACGUCAGCAUCGGCCGACCCGGCUGCGCCACCUGCGGAGGAGGAGGAGGAGGAUUUGCAGGAGGAGCUCAAGCUGAAGCUCAAGUCCGCUCUCAAGGAUAAACCAGAUCUUUUUGCCGGGGGCAAGGAGCCGGAUGACGAGAUCCGGCUGGGAGACGACGGGUGGAAGGAGCGGUACUACCAGCAGAAGUUUGGCGUGACGUCGUAUGAGGAGCAGGAGCGCAUUCGCCAGGACGUGGUGCUCAAGUUUGUGGAGGGUCUAUGCUGGGUGAUGCGGUAUUACUACCAGGGCGUGUGCUCUUGGAACUGGUACUACCCGUAUCACUACGCGCCAUUCGCAUCGGACCUGGUGCACCUGGACGAGUUGGAGAUCCACUUUUUCCUCGGCCGCCCCUUCAAGCCCUUCGACCAGCUCAUGGGCGUGCUGCCCGCUGCUAGUUCGGGCGCCCUCCCAACAGCGUAUCGCAAGCUCAUGUCGGACCCAGCCUCGCCCAUCGUUGACUUCUACCCCACUGACUUCAGUGUGGACAUGAACGGCAAACGCUUCGCUUGGCAGGGAGUGGCGUUGCUGCCGUUCAUCGAUGAGGACCGACUACUGGAAGCCAUCAAGCAAGUCGAGUCCACUCUCACUCCCGAGGAGAGGCGGCGCAACAGCCAGCUGUGCGAGCUCAUGUACUUCUCCUCGGGGUACCCGCUAGCCAAGGCAGUAUGGGAGAUGAUGGGCAAGUGGGGGCAGCUGGACGCCAAGGCACGCGCUCACAAGAAGCACGCCAUCGAGCCCUCCCUCAGCGAUGGUAUGAACGGCUAUCUAGUGCUCUGUGACGGUCAGCCCUGCCCGCCCAUGCUGCGUGCCCCCAUGUCCGGAUUCGAGACCAUCACCAGCAACCAAGUCAUCUGUGUGGUCUACAAGAAUCCCGACUUUCAUCGCCACAUCUGCCGCCCGCCAGCUGGCGCCAUCUACCCCCCCAAGUUGGUAUCAGAGAUGGACAUUAAGUCGGAGCCGCUGUGGCACGAGGACACAUGGGGGCGACGGCGACCGCAGAUACAGGACAGGCGGCCAGUGCAGAAUGCCAUAGGAGGGCCCGCCUUGGGGGCGGCAGCCACUCGUCUGCUUCUCAACUCUCUCGGCGCGGCCGGGCGGCAGGGCGGGGCGGCAGCCGCCCAGCUGCGGGAAGCGCAGCAGCGGCUGUCUCACAUGGGCACUGCCGGCCCUGUGCCCCUGCCUGUUCCUCUAGCGGGCGGCAUUCUCCCCGUACAGUCACCCUACAGCCAGUCCGCCCCUUAUAGUCACGCUCAUGCGGGGGGAUACAGUCACGGGCAAACGGGGGGGUACAGUGCGGUGCAAUCGGCAGACCCUAGGGUUGCUGCUUAUGGAGGGAAAGCAGGGGCGUAUGGGCAGCAGCAGCAGCAACAGCAGCAGCAUCAGCGGCAGCAGCAGCCGCAGCAGCAGCAGCAGGGGUAUGGGUAUCGGGGGGGACAGGCCGUAUACCAGCAGCAGCAACCGGCACAGGGGGGGUAUUAUCAGCAGCAGCAGCAGCAAGGGGGGUACGGUGGGAAUGUGUGGGUGAGGCCUGGUAGUGGAGCAUGCGCACAAGUGGCACCACAAGUGGCAGCACAAGCGGCAGGGGGGUAUGGGCAAGCGGGAGGGUAUGGUGGGAGAGGGGGGUAUGGGGCGGGGCAACAGGGGUAUGGGGGGGGUCAGCAGCAGCAGGGGUAUGGGGGGCAACAGGGACGGGGCCCAGCAGUCGUCCCUCCCGCUCCUCCAUCCCAUCCCGCUCUUCCGCUUCUAGUCGUCCCCCGUACCUCUCCGCAACCCCCACUCCCCGCAUGGAUGGGGGGGAGCGUUCCCAGCGUGGGCCAUGCCAUGCCAUGCAUGGACCAUCCACCCCUCUCAUUCGCUAACACGAUUUCAUGCCUCACCUCCCCCCAAUCCGCCCUCCACCAGGUGGGGCACAGGUGGGGAGCGUUCACAGCGUGGGCCACGGCCAUGGACCAUGCGCACCUCAUCUGCCAUGUCAACCCUUUCUGUUCCGCAUCCACGUUCGUGCCACCAGACCGGCCAUGGGUGGGGCGCAUUCACAGCAUCGGGCACGGGUGGGGUGCGUUCACAGCGUGGGCCAUGGCCAUGGACCAUGCGCACCUCGUCCGCCGCGUGGCAGUGCUCUGUGGGCCCCACCCCCUCGUCUUCCACAACUGCCUGUCGCUCUGGGAGCCCCUCACACUGCUGAGAUACUUCUACUGGUGUGAGUGCCACUGCUCUGCUUUGUUGUUGGAGUCAGUACCUUGUUCUGCUCUGCUCCGCUGCUGCCGCCGCACCUCCUCGUCCUUCACCGCUGCCUGUCGCUCUGGGAGCCACUCAGUACUCACCCUGCUGCGCUACUUCUACUGGUGUGACUGCUGCUCGCCUUGGGGAAGAACCAUGUUACUCACGCCGUGCGGUGCUCUGCGCUGUGGGCUGUACCCCCUUGUGUUCCACCACGACUGCCUGUCGCUCUGGGAGCCCCGCCCGCACACUGUUGCGCUACUUCUACUGGUGUGA